UUACUUCAGUAUACGGAAUCCAAAUCGUUGUUGGGCGGCAGUCCAGAGGAGACCGGCUCAGUGGCCGCGUCUGCACACAGCUGCAGGCGAUGCUGCCGCUGUGGGUGUGUGUGGUCGCGGCUUCUGCGCUCGCGGCGCCCGCUCCCGGGACCCAAGAGCAGAAGCUGCAAGUGGCCCAGAGGCCCAAUGUGGUGCUCGUUGCCAGUGACUCCUUCGAUGGAAGACUAACAUUUCAACCCAGAAGUCGGGUAGUAAAACUUCCCUCUAUUGACUUGAUGAAAGCUCAUGGCACCACCUUCCUGAAUGCCUACACUAACUCUCCCAUCUGCUGUCCGUCUCGUGCAGCGAUGUGGAGUGGCCUCUUCACUCACUUAACAGAAUCUUGGAAUAAUUUUAAGGGUCUUGAUCCAAAUUAUACAACAUGGAUGGACGUCAUGGAGAAGCAUGGCUAUCAGACUCAGAAGUUUGGAAAACUAGACUAUACUUCGGGACAUCAUUCCGUUAGUAACCGUGUGGAAGCGUGGACAAGGGAUGUUGCAUUCUUGCUCAGACAAGAAGGCAGGCCUGUGGUUAAUCUUAUCCCAGACAAGAACAGAAGGAGAGUGAUGGCAGGGGACUGGCAGAAUACAGACAGAGCCGUCGACUGGCUGAGGCAGGAAGCCAUUAACUCCACCAAGCCAUUUGUGCUUUACGUGGGACUGAAUCUGCCCCACCCUUACCCUUCACCUUCUUCAGGGGAAAACUUCGGCUCUUCUACUUUUCAAACGUCUCUGUAUUGGCUUGAAAAGGUAGCAUAUGAUGCCAUCAAAAUCCCAAAGUGGUCAGCUUUGUCGGAAAUGCACCCUGUGGACUAUUACUCUUCCUACACCAAAAACUGCACGGGGAAGUUUACCAGGAAGGAAAUUAAGAACAUUAGAGCAUUUUAUUACGCGAUGUGUGCGGAGACAGACGCCAUGCUAGGUGAAAUUAUUUUGGCUCUCCGCAAGUUAGAUCUUCUUCAGAAAACCAUUGUUAUAUACACUUCAGACCAUGGCGAGAUGGCCAUGGAACACCGCCAGUUCUAUAAAAUGAGUAUGUAUGAAGCGAGUACCCAUGUUCCACUUCUGAUCAUGGGACCAGGAAUUAAGACCAACCUGCAAGUACCAAAUGUGGUUUCUCUUGUGGAUAUUUACCCUACCAUGCUUGAUAUUGCUGGGAUUGCUGUGCCUCAGACCCUCAGUGGGUACUCUUUGUUGACACUGUCAUCAGAGGCAUCUGCAAAUGAGCAGACAUUCAAAAUGUACCGUCCGCCCUGGAUCCUAAGUGAAUUCCAUGGAUGCAAUGCAAAUGCCUCCACCUACAUGCUGCGAACCGGCCGGUGGAAGUAUAUAGCCUAUUCUGACGGUGCCUCCGUGCAGCCGCAGCUCUUCGAUCUUUCCUCAGACCCAGAUGAGCUAACGAAUAUCGCUACAGAAUUUUCAGAAAUUACUUAUUCUUUGGACCAGAAGCUUCGUUCUAUUAUAAACUACCCUAAAGUGUCUGCUUCUGUCCAUCAGUACAAUAAGGAGCAGUUUCUCAUGUGGAAACAAAGCACAGGACAGAAUUACUCAGCUGUCAUAGCACACCUUAGGUGGCAUCAGGAUUGGCAGAAAGAACCAGGGAAGUAUGAAGACGUAAUCAACCAGUGGCUCACAGCUCACUCCUCUCCGGGAGCUGCAGGCUAUAAGAAAACUUUCCCAGGGUACAUAUGAACUGAAACAGACUAGUAAUUGCUAAUUUUGCUUUCUGUUAAAAUGUGUACUAUAUCUUAAGUGCCAGUGGUUACAGAACUACGUAUUUUCAGAACUGGCUACUGCUAAGACCUCAUUGUUGCAGGCCUAUGAUGGUCCAACAGCAGAAGAAUUUAAAGGAGAGGAGCACACAUUCUUGUGUGGAUAAUAUAGAAUAUGAAAUAUUAACAACUGUUGGUUAUUACUUAUGAAUCAUGAUGUUUCAUGACUUGCUUGUUUUUGAUGCAACUCUUUGAAUGUAUUUGAUGUGUUAGAACUAUUAAAUGGGAUACAGACUCUGAACAUAGCUGAUAUCAUUUUUGUGUUUAAAAAAGAAUAUGUACAAAAGGUAAAGCUUCAAAAGGCUUCCCAGUCAACUCCCCCAGAAGGCAACUACAACCAACUUGUUUGCACCCUUUUGUAGACAAACUAUACAUUUGUCACCAAAGAAAUGAACAUACUCUUUACACACAACAUGCAGACACAUACACAAUUGAUAAUAUGCCCAAUAGAUAGCAAAUAUUUUAUCUUUAUUUAUUGUGAGCAUUGAUAUAUUUCCAUAGAUCUAAUAACCAUUAGAAUUUGCAUCAGAAUGACCUCCCCUAUGUCUGUUAUUGGCCAUUUUCCUUAUUGGUUGCUAGCCUAUUUUUCCAUUACAUGGAUGCUUUAGAUUUUAGCCUUUUGAAAAAUAAAAGAGAAAAACGAGCUGGGGAGAUAGCUCAGUGCUUAAAAGCUCUUGCUGUCAACCAGAGGAUUCAGAUUCAAUUAUUGGCAUCCACACAGUGGCUCACAACUGUCUGUAACUCUAGUUUAGGGAAGCCAAUGCCUUUUCUGGGCCUUCAAGGGCACCAGACACAUAUAGUGUACAGACAUAACUGCAGGGAAAAGUCCAUACACAUAAAAUUUUUUAAAUAAUAAGUAUUUUUAAAAAUACUGGAAAUAAUAUUUUCUUUGU
Messenger RNA from Microtus ochrogaster (prairie vole), 2703 nucleotides. It is a transcript of the gene Arsk, whose product is annotated as arylsulfatase family member K. Gene Ontology annotation, molecular function: arylsulfatase activity; glucuronate-2-sulfatase activity. The record is from RefSeq and is a predicted model, not a curated record. NCBI's taxonomy places the organism in Eukaryota, Metazoa, Chordata, Mammalia, Rodentia, Cricetidae.